UCGGGGGUUGUGGGGCAUGGUGGGUGAGGCUGGCUGGUCCCGAUGUGGCUCAUUGCGGUCUCAGCCUGGCCACAGACUCCCACCUCAUCGCAACCAUCCAUAGCAGCCUGCAGCUUGAUUCGCUGUAACUUGGGCGCUGAGUCAGAUCCACUAUGGGCCACUCGGGUAAAGAACAAACACCCCAGCCUGACCGUUCUCCGCCCAUUCCAUCAGUGAACGAGCGCUUGGCUUUUCUCCGUCCUUCCCGAGAACUGUUGGAGUACUACCGUAAAAAGAUUGCACAAUUUGACGAGGAGCAUGAAGAUCUUAUGCGGAAACUGGAGAAGUAUAAGGCCACAUAUGAAGAGCAGCACAAACUCCAGUGGGAGAUUCGACAGAGGGAAGAAGAGAUUGAGGAGCUACAGAAAGCACUCAGUGAUAUGCAAGUUUACCUCUUUCAGGAACGUGAGCAUGCGCUGCGCCUUUAUGCUGAAAAUGAUCGGCUAAAAAUUAGGGAGUUAGAGGAUCGAAAGAAGAUUCAACAUCUCUUAACUCUGGUGGGUUCUGAAGAAGAAGCACUCACUUACUUUCACAAAGAACCUCCACACAAGGUUAUUAUCCCCCAGUGUACAAAGAAGCAUGGACGCACAGACAUUAAAUCUUCAAAAAGUGGUCAUAAAAGAACAGGAUCUAAAGUCACCACUGCUGUCAGUCCUACUAUCCCAGAAAACUACCAGCAAGAUAAUCAGACUUUACUAUUACAGGUUGAAGCCUUGCAGUCCCAGCUGCAGGAGCAGACACAGCUGGCAAAAGAGCAAAUUGAUGCAUUGCUGGAGGAUCGAAGGAUCCGUGUGGAGGAGGCACACGUGCAGCAUGAACGUGAUAAAGAAAAAAUAAGAACUCUGGCAGACAAACUGCAAAAGACUCAGAAUCUCCUUUACGAGAGUACCAGAGAUUACCUACAACUGAAAUUUGAGGGGCGUAACGUUGAAAAGGUCUGGAUGGCCGAGAAGGAUCACCUGCUGCAGGAGCUGGACAGAUGCAGCAUGCUGAGAAACAGACGCUGUGAAAAUGAGACACAAUUGCUUCAGGAGUUACCAAUGGAACUUGAGAUACAACGGGUACGAAGUGAAGAAAUAAAGUCACUGGAGGACCAAUUAAACCAGGCACAUCGAUUGGCAGACAUGUACAGGGAGCAGUGUGUGACACUUGAAGACAAUCUGGCACACACGCGAGAAGAAGGAGACAUAGGGCGGCAGCUGUUUAAGGAGCGUUCUGAUAAAACAGUGAAGCGGCUUCAGUUAAUGACACGGCGGUAUGAAGCACUGGAAAAGCGACGAGCCAUGGAAGUAGAAGGCUUUAAAAAUGACAUAAAGCUGCUGCGGCAGAGGCUAAAAGACGUGGAGAAGCAGCUGUUCAAGGUAACACUUGGAAUUGGUCCUGACCAGGAUCUUGCUAUACUUCAUGAGGUGCGUCAAUCAAAUAACCAGUCAAAGAUAAUCCAAGCAGAGCUCAAGAAUCUAAAGGCAAAGAUUUAUGGCUUAGAAAAUCAGCUGCGAUUCGGCUGACAUUUUUCACAGACAACAUUUCAGUCUUAGUAAGGCUGUAUCAACAGCAUUAAGAUGCCAACAACACAGGAAUAUCUGAACAUUGCAUUAUGACUAUCAAGUAAGGGCUGGUCCAAACCAAGCAACAUGACAGAUUUGUUCUAACUGUAAGAAGGCAGACGGACCAAAUCAGUGGUUUUCAAUUUUUCAAAUGCUCACUCAAGUUUCUUCAAGUUCACUUUAAUGGGAUUUAAUUUUUGGUAUAUAAUAAAACAAAAAGUCUGCUGUUA
Molecule: messenger RNA, 1816 nt
Organism: Pristis pectinata (smalltooth sawfish)
Lineage: Eukaryota; Metazoa; Chordata; Chondrichthyes; Rhinopristiformes; Pristidae
Gene: ccdc77
Product: coiled-coil domain containing 77
Exons: 11
Coding region: 153-1547 (464 amino acids)
Cellular component (GO): centrosome
Source: RefSeq, a predicted model, not a curated record